This is a messenger RNA of Penaeus vannamei (Pacific white shrimp), 2641 nucleotides long. RefSeq names its product opsin, ultraviolet-sensitive. The record is from RefSeq and is a predicted model, not a curated record. Lineage: Eukaryota; Metazoa; Arthropoda; Malacostraca; Decapoda; Penaeidae. Gene Ontology annotation, cellular component: plasma membrane. Gene Ontology annotation, biological process: phototransduction; visual perception; cellular response to light stimulus. Gene Ontology annotation, molecular function: G protein-coupled photoreceptor activity.
CAGACAGGCAGACAGACAGCCGUACUGGUACAGAUUCGAGUCGCAUCAAGUCAGCCAACUUUCGAAGAGAAGGGGGAUACGUCUAAACGAGCGGAGCAAAAUGGCCGCGCCUGUCAUCCUGCCGUCCAACCAGACCCAACCUCGGUUCGAUUACUAUGGGUACGAAGUGAAGAUGAACGGCUGGAACACCCCGCCGGAGUACCUCAGUUACGUCGACGAACACUGGCUCAAGUACGAAGCUCCGAACCCCAUGAUGCACCACCUCCUCGGCGUCCUCUAUAUCUUUCUCACUAUCUGCUCCUGCCUCGGCAACGGCUGCGUCAUCUGGAUCUUUUUGACAUCGAAGAGCCUGCGCACGCCCUCCAACAUGCUGAUCGUGAACCUGGCCUUGGCGGACUUCGUGAUGAUGCUGAAGACGCCCGUUUUCAUCAUCAACUCUUUCAACGAAGGACCCGUGAUGGGGAUGCUCGGCUGCCAGAUCUACGGGCUGAUGGGGGCCUACACAGGGCCAGGAGCCGCCUGCACCAACGCCGCCAUUGCCUUUGAUCGGUACAGGACCAUCACCAACCCCCUGGAAGGACGCUUGACCGGCGGCCAGGUGACGGCCAUCCUGUUCUUCAUCUACGCCUGGAUCACACCCUGGGUCAUGAUGCCCUUCUUCGAGAUCUGGAACCGAUUUGUCCCUGAGGGGUACCUGACGAGCUGCACCUUCGACUACAUGAGUGAAGGUUCCAAGUUCUACGUCGUCGGCCUCUGGUUCUGCAUGUGGCUCUGCCCUAUGCUCAUCAUCACUACCUGUUAUUAUCUUGUGUACUCCCACGUCGCCGCCCACGAGAAGUCGCUGAAGAAGCAGGCCAGCAAGAUGAACGUGGACUCCCUCCGAUCCGGCGACAAGACCAACAUGAGGCAGGAGGUACGCGUGGCGAAGGUCGGUGCCACUCUCACCUCGCUCUUCCUUAUCUCGUGGACGCCCUAUGCCGUGGUCGCCUUCACCUGCACCUUCGGGAGGCCGGAUCUGGUCACGCCCUUCGUGUCUAUGAUUCCUGCCUGCACCUCUAAGACUGCGGCCUGUAUUGACCCCUUCGUCUACGCCAUCAACCACCCCAAGUACCGCAUCGAACUCUCCAAGAAGAUGCCUUGGUUCUGUGUCCACGAGAAGGAGGAAACCAGCGCACCCUCAGAAACCGUCUCCAAGGAAGCCCCCGCUAAUGCCUAGAUACAUUAGGAACAAAAAAUGAUCUCUCAACGUGGCUGUCAGAAAAUGAAAUUUUAAAAAAUACCCGAUAACCUGGCUCUUCACGAAGCGAAACUACUCGACGACAAUAGCCAUGCAUUUCCGUUGUCGAAGAUACGAAGAAGAAGAACGAAGAAGCCGAAACAUAAAGUGAAAAAAGAAGACCACGAGAGAUGAUGAUUAACCUUUAUCUUUGUAAGAGGACGACCGCCUAAAACUUGAACCUUUGGCUUCGCUCAUUGCCUCACCGAAGAAAGCGACACAGAACAUCGACUUCAUUUCGGUUCUACCAUCUGAAGAGGAGUCUGUAGGUAUACUCGAAACGUCGAUGUUUAGUAUCCCCCCCUCCCUUACUUCUACUCAAGUUGUGCUUCGUUUCAUUUACAGAAGUUACUGUAAUUGCGUUUGUAUUCGAAGGAGGAUGUUUACGUAUUUUUGGUGAGAUGAUGUAUCGAGGACAGCUGUUCCUAUGUGGAAGCUGGAAAUCAGUUGUCGAUUUCCUUUUUCUUUUUCAUUUCUUUUCCUUUUAUUUCCCAUUUUUAUCUUGCCAUUUUUGUGGCGAGGGCAGUCUUAAAAACGAAAGAAAAUACUGGUUUAGGAUCUAGUUUUGAGACGAAAGAACAUUUGCAGCGAUGUGGCGUAUUAAAGGAAGAUUAAAAAAAGACCACACUGGGAACGAGACACGACCAGCAAAAGUAAAGAUAACGAACAUAUAGACAUUUACGAUUUUUUUUCAUAAACUGAUUUCUUAGUAGUUUAAACCACAUCACCUAAUUAGUAUACUUAUAGCAUCGAAAGUUAUAAUAAAGAGUUAAACAGACAUAAACGUAUACAUAUUUACUACAUUUUUUUCCGGUAAGAUCAAACCUCUCUGAUCAAAGAAACAGACAGAAAAUCCCAUCAUUCCUAUUACUUACUUAUCUGACCUGUGCCCUCCUAAUUAAGUAAAUUAUAUCAAAGCGUUUUAACGAUUCGUAUGAAAAAGUAACGGUUUCGAAAACAUUCUCGCGCCCUUUUAGGUUUUAAGACGCGACACGCACAUGGCGAGACGAUCCCUUGUGAAAAUAAAUAAUCGGAAUUUAUCAAAUUAAUUGUGUAGUUCCUUCUCCAUUUUACGUUCUUCUGUUUGUUAUUUCUUCUUCCAUCUACGUGUUCCUUCUUUCCAUUUUUAUUUCUUUCUCUUUGGCCACAGAGGUUUGUCUUGAUUUUUUUCCUCUUUUUCAACACAUGUUUUUUUUUUCUCUCUCUCUUCAUGUGUAAACAGCCGCCCACGCACAUUGGCGUUGUAACUUUUCUAUCAACAAAAUAACAUUUCAAUUCUUUACUUUAAGAGAUUAUUCGAAAAGUUAGGGUACUAAUAAUCUAUUACUUUAGUAGAGUCUGUAUCCGAAUGUAACAGGAAAGGAU